Molecule: messenger RNA, 384 nt
Organism: Colletotrichum costaricense
Lineage: Eukaryota; Fungi; Ascomycota; Sordariomycetes; Glomerellales; Glomerellaceae
Exons: 1
Coding region: 1-384 (127 amino acids)
Source: RefSeq, a predicted model, not a curated record
AUGUCAACAAAGAAGACCCAAAAAUGCAGAAAAGAAGAAAGGAAGACGAAAAAGAAAGAGGCUGAGGGGUGGCACGGAUUGCCUUCCGAGUCAGAGUCACCACCAUCAUCCUCAAAUCGACAUGACUCCAUCUCUGACUCCAACUCCAACUCCAACGGUCGACGGCGGUCAACCAACCCCAACCUAGACUUCGAGGCUCAACUUCUUCCAAGUUCUUCCUCUAGGCUGCCACUCACCAACUUGAGCAAGCCAUCGCCAGCUGCAUGUAUCAUGUAUGGGGCGCGCCCGGGACUGCACCUCGUAGUCAUACAGACACUUGCCCCGAUACGGAGAGGUCAGGCAAUCAAAUCAACGGGGAUUGGCUCUCACAUCUUUGACGCUUGA